AAAAUUUUUGAGAUGACGAAAAUAAAUGAGAGCUCAGAGAAGCAUUUCAUCUUGAUCGGCUUUUCAGAAUACCCCCGGGCUGAGUUUAUCCUCUCUCUCUUUGCUUCUGGGUUCUACACAAUGACACUGACAGGAAAUGCAGCCAUCAUCUUGGUAUCCAUCCUGGACAGCCGCCUCCAUACCCCAAUGUACUUCUUCCUCCGAAACCUCUCCUUCCUGGACAUAUUUUUCACAACUUCUAUUGUUCCUCAGAUGCUGGUGAACAUGUGGGGAAAUAAUAAAAUCAGUUAUCUUUGCUGCAUGGUUCAGUUAAUUGUGGCCUUGGCUCUUGGCUCCACUGAAUGUGUUCUUCUUGCUGUCAUGUCUAUUGACCGUUAUGUUGCCGUUUGCUGGCCCCUCCGCUACACUACAAUUAUGCACCCACGGAUCUGCCGCAUCCUUGCUGCCAUAUCUUGGAUUUGGGGAUUUGGCAACUCUCUCUUUCAGUCUUCACUGGCCAUCGUUUUACCUCGUUGUGGUCAUCGUCGUGUUGAUCAUUUCUUUUGUGAAGUCUUGAUUAUAAUAAAGCUUUCCUGUGUGGACACUCGUCCAACAGAGGCAAAGAUGUUCGCUCCUCGCCUACUCAUCCUUAUUGUUCCAGUUUCCAUCAUUCUCACCUCAUAUGCCUGCAUAGCCCGGGCUGUGAUAAGGAUGAAAUCUGCUGAAGGAAGACGCAAGGCCUUUGGGACUUGUGCAUCUCACCUGAUGGUGGUCUUUGUCUUCUAUGGAACCGUCAUGUUCAUGUAUCUUCAACCUAAAAAUAACUACUCUCAAAAUCAGGGGAAAGCCCUGGCCCUUAUUUACAUGAUUGUUGCUCCCUCUACAAACCCACUGAUCUAUACUCUGAGGAACAAAGAUGUAAAGAGGGCAAUUAGAAAAAUUUUGUGGAAAGAUUCUACUGAAGACUGA
Messenger RNA from Suncus etruscus (white-toothed pygmy shrew), 948 nucleotides. Its product is annotated as putative olfactory receptor 2W6. The transcript has a single exon. Gene Ontology annotation, molecular function: G protein-coupled receptor activity; olfactory receptor activity. Gene Ontology annotation, biological process: G protein-coupled receptor signaling pathway. Bases 13 to 948 code for a protein of 311 amino acids. Lineage: Eukaryota; Metazoa; Chordata; Mammalia; Eulipotyphla; Soricidae. Gene Ontology annotation, cellular component: membrane. The record is from RefSeq and is a predicted model, not a curated record.